UCAGCUGGGAGCAGAGAGACUCUGAGGGACAUGGGAGUCUGAGCAGAGCUGGAAGGGGUCGCUCUGUGCUGUAGGCUGCUCUGCUGCAGACCUGUUUCUGGAGGGAUUCAGAAGGGCUGGACACAGGAGACGGACACAGGAAUUUCCAGGUCACAAGGGUUCCUGUGGCGGAGCACAGGCUGGGCUGGUAUUUCCAACCUCACGGUCAUGAGAGUGGCAGAGUAGGACCAGGGAGGGAAUACACAUUGAGAGAAGGAGCGUUAUACACAAGAGGUUUUACUUCAGGGGUCCUAACCCCUCAGGAUGGGAUCCUCUGUGGAGUUUGCCUGUUUGCUGCUGGUGGUUUCCACUCUGGGAAAAAACCACUUGGUGUCUGCGGGUUGUUCAGGGAAAUGCUGCCGGGGUAGAGACCUGAGCUGUCUGACGACUGACUGGAGGAUGGAUCGUGUGUACGGGACGUGUUACUGCGACAAGGGCUGCGUCAGGACCCAGGACUGCUGCUUCGACUACUUCACAGAGUGCCCAGCUCAGGACUGUGCUGUGAGCGACUGGACCUUUUGGAGCGGCUGUGCUAAGCCCUGUCAGCCUUCAGUACGGGUCCGUGUCCGUCACGUAGAGCAGCAGCCCAGUAACAGCGGAGAGCCCUGUCCCAGCCUGCAGCAGCAAAGUGGCUGCAGGGAGUACAGAGACCACCAGGGCGGCCCCUGUGGACCCCACUCCGGUCCUGCAUUCAUCACCAGCAUGGAGUUUGGAAAGGGAAGGCCCAAACAUGACAACUAUGGAAACCCCCUCGACGCUGGGUUCUGUGUGGAGUUCACACUGGAGUCCCGGACCCCCCACUGCAGCGUGCAGAACCGGCCACACACACACUGGACACGCUACAUAACAGAGGGCUAUAAAGUGUGUGUGGCGUGUGAACCUCCUGCCAUGCGGAACAAUAGUGGCAGCUGCCAAGGAGACGGCCUGGAAUCACACAAAGAAGCUCUGCUCCACUGGCAGGCGGUGGGGAACCAUCAGUGCAGCGGGACGUGGAAGAAGAUCCAGAGAACCCAGCAGUGCGACUGUCCACCGCAGCACAGCUUCGUCUUCAUCUGAUCCAAACAAAGCUCCACAGAACUCUGAUCUGCUGUCCACAAAUCACAUUUCACAGCCAAGAUCCCCUCGUCAGUCACACUGAAACUGUUUCCAGAUCAGACGCUUCAAUGCUGCAGUCGCACGAGACUUAAAGGGAUAGUUGGGAUGUUUUGAAGUGUGGUUGAAUGAGGUACAUGUAGACGCAGUUUGGAGAAGCAGACAGGAAGUACCAGCAGGAAGAUAGCAUGUACUGCUGUGGACGUAUUUUAGACACCUGAAAAUAUGUGUUUCAGUUUAAGUGUGGUGCUGUUGUGCGACUUUGAUGAAUUCCAACAAAUCCUUUAAACCCACAAAGUCACAUAAGUCAAAAUAACCAAUGAAGCAGCGGCAGAACAACAACAACUCCUAAGUUCUGGGAGGUAAAGUCACCGUUUCCUCAAUGGAGUCUGGUGUGUUUGAAGAGAGCCUUCAGUUCCAGUCAGACAGGGCCGACUGACAGCGAGGUAAAGAGGUGAAAGUAUUCUAAAGAAAGCGUACACUUAAACUCAUUUGGAUUAUUUCAGGCGUCUAAAAUACAUCCACAGCAGCACGUUGUUGAGCUCCCUGCUGGUACUUCCUGUCUGCUUCUACAAACUACAUCUGACCCACUUGAAACAAUCCAAACUCUCCCUUUAAGACUCAGAUUUGUCCUGCAACGCAAUUAUGUUUCUAAUAAAUAUGCUACACAUUGCUAUAAAAGCAUCGCCACUGCACAUCGUUCUGUAUCACUGCACAUCAUGUAAAGCCACUGUUGCAACUUGUACAGGAUUUCACUUUUUAAGGACACAUUAAGCACCUAUCAAAGUUGACGUUGCAUAUUGUUUUGUAACAAGCCACUGUUGUAUUCGUUUAACAAUUUUAUGAAAAAAAAUGUUUAACUUAAAAUUAUAACAAUA
Molecule: messenger RNA, 2009 nt
Organism: Cottoperca gobio
Lineage: Eukaryota; Metazoa; Chordata; Actinopteri; Perciformes; Bovichtidae
Gene: sbspon
Product: somatomedin B and thrombospondin type 1 domain containing
Exons: 5
Coding region: 304-1095 (263 amino acids)
Source: RefSeq, a predicted model, not a curated record